GCUGCGUUCCGGGGAAGAUGGGAUCGCAGCGGGAGGCGCAGCGGGGCUGCGGCGGCGCCGGCCCAGCCGCGGGGAAACGCCAAGGGCCGCCCGGCUCCCCGCGCGGCGGCGUGAGAGCUGGCUAAUGUCACGUGAGAAGCGUGCACUCGGAGUGAGGGAGCACACCUGGAGCCAGAUAAGCUCCGUGUGACCUGGCAGGGAGUCACCCGGCGCUGCGGAGCUCAGCACAGCCGGCCGGGAGGAGGCUCCCCCUGGAGCACGGGGCCAGGCCAGGUGCUGGCGACCCCUCCGGCCAUUGCUACAACCCUUGGCGAGGGGCAGAGCCGGGAUGGGGGUCCCGGGGCUGGAGGAAACGGCCGCUCAGGGAGGUCAGAGGCCAAGGGAGAGAGGCCGGCUCUCUCGGGAAAGUAUUUCCUUUGUAUUUAUUUAUGAGUGUGGUCUGGGGGUGGGGGUGGGCGGACUGGCCUAAGUAUCUAUCCACCACAGCCAAGUCUGGGCACCCUUGUCUUCGUUGUCUUGGGACUCUAACGUUAUAGUUUCCAUUUCCUGGGUUGUUGUUUUUUUGCCAGCUGCUAGGUGACCCAUUUAAAUGUGUCCCCACUUCCAGCCACAAGACACCAGUGAGCUCUAUUUUAACCAAGUCCCCUAAGCCACUGAAACUUUUUCAAGACAUGAAGGCAAUCCUUAAACUGACCAUUACCCUGUUUGCAGCUUUACUGCUAGUGGAUUGCCUACUAGUUUGUCCAUUUUUUUUAGUCUGGAAAAAAGUUGAAUCAUUAGGUAGGAAGCUAAAGCGUUACUAAAGUGUUACCCUUCUUCUCCCCUACUCUCCAGAGAUGACCACUGAUAAAUUUUUGGAUCGAAUUUUUCCAGACUGCUGUUUUUUUGAGAAGGAGUCUCGCUCUGUCACCCGGGCUGGAGUGCAGUGGCGCAAUCUCGGCUCACUGCAACCUCUGCCUCCGCGGUUCAAGCAAUUCCCUGCCUCAGCCUCCCGAGUAGCUGGGAUUACAGGCGCCCACCACCACUCCCGGCUACUUUUUUGUAUUUUUAGUAGAGACAGGGUUUCACCAUCUUGGCCAGGCUGGUCUUGAACUCCUGACCUCGUCAUCCACCUGCCUCGGCCCCCAAAGUGCUGGGAUUACAGGUGUGAGCCACUGCGCCUGGCCAGACUGCUUUUUAAAAGCUUGUUAUAUAUAUUUUAGGCAUUAUAUAUGUUUAUAGUUUAAUAUAUGUUUUAUAAAAUAUCAUCUUAUAUAAAUAUUUAAAAAAUUUCUGUAGGAGGCCGGACACAGUGGCUCACACCUGUAAUCCCAGGACUUUGGGAGGCCGAGAUAGGCAGAUUGCUUGAGCCCAGGAAUUUGAGACCAGGCUGGGCAACAUGGCGAGACCCUGUCUCUACAAAAAAUACAAAAAUUAGCUGGGUGUGGUGGCGCGUGCCUAUAGUCCCAGCUACUCAGGAGGCUGAGGUGGGAAGGACCGCUUGAGCCCCAGGAGGUUGAGGCUGCAGUGAGCCCAGAUUGCACCACACUCUAGCCUGGAGGACACAGUGGGACCCUGUCUCAAAAAAAAAAAAAAAAAGAUGAAAUAAAAGUAGAAGAAAAAUGAUAGAUAAUCCCACUCCCUAAAGCUCCUAGGUGUAAGCAAAUACACAUUUACCAGAUGAAUGUUCUUGUAAAAAAUUAAAAUAUAGCCCGAGUGUGGUGGUCCAUGCCUAUAAUCCAGCACUUUGGAGGCCAACGUAGGUGGACCACUUGAAGCCAGGAGUUCAAGAUCAGCCUGACCAACAUGCAGCAAAGUGGGGCACCAAGGCCCCGUGCUAAGCACUCAUAAUCCUCUGGGGGUGCUACCCCUACAAACAGCACCCCCACCAUGUUUAACCUAAUGAAGAAAGACAAGGACAAAGAUGGCGGGCGGAAAGAGAAGAAAGAGAAAAAGGAGAAAAAGGAGCGGAUGUCAGCGGCAGAGCUUCGGAGCCUGGAGGAGAUGAGCCUGCGACGUGGCUUCUUCAACCUGAACCGCUCCUCCAAGCGUGAAUCCAAGACGCGCCUGGAAAUCUCCAACCCCAUCCCCAUCAAGGUGGCCAGCGGCUCUGACCUGCACCUGACUGACAUUGACUCCGACAGUAACCGGGGCAGCGUCAUCCUGGACUCGGGCCACCUAAGCACAGCCAGCUCCAGCGAUGACCUCAAGGGUGAGGAGGGGAGCUUCCGUGGCUCGGUGCUGCAGCGGGCAGCCAAGUUCGGCUCCCUGGCCAAGCAGAACUCACAGAUGAUUGUCAAGCGCUUUUCCUUCUCCCAGCGUAGCCGGGAUGAGAGCGCCUCAGAAACCUCGACGCCCUCAGAGCACUCUGCUGCCCCCUCACCACAGGUGGAGGUGAGGACUCUAGAGGGACAGCUGGUGCAGCAUCCUGGCCCAGGCAUCCCUCGACCAGGGCACCGAUCCCGAGCCCCUGACCUAGUGACUAAAAAGUUCCCAGUUGACCUGCGCCUGCCCCCCGUGGUGCCCCUGCCCCCACCUGCCCUCCGGGAGCUGGAGCUGCAACGACGGCCCACUGGAGACUUUGGCUUCUCCCUGCGGCGCACAACCAUGCUGGAUCGGGGCCCCGAGGGCCAGGCCUAUCGGCGUGUGGUCCACUUUGCUGAGCCUGGUGCAGGCACCAAGGACCUGGCCCUGGGGCUGGUGCCAGGAGAUCGACUGGUGGAGAUUAAUGGGCACAAUGUGGAGAGCAAGUCCAGGGAUGAGAUUGUGGAGAUGAUCCGGCAGUCAGGGGACAGCGUGCGGCUCAAGGUGCAGCCCAUUCCAGAGCUCAGCGAGCUCAGCAGGAGCUGGCUGCGGAGCGGCGAGGGACCUCGCAGGGAGCCAUCCGAUCUGGACUCUGAGGCCGCCUCUCGUGCCCACAGCCAGGCGAAAACAGAAGAACAGAUUGCAGCGGAGGAGGCCUGGAAUGAGACGGAGAAGGUGUGGCUGGUCCAUAGGGACGGCUUCUCACUGGCCAGUCAACUCAAAUCCGAGGAGCUCAACUUGCCUGAGGGGAAGGUGCGUGUGAAGCUGGACCACGAUGGGGCCAUCCUGGAUGUGGACGAGGAUGACGUGGAGAAGGCUAACGCUCCCUCCUGCGACCGUCUGGAGGAUCUGGCCUCACUGGUGUACCUCAAUGAGUCCAGCGUCCUGCACACCUUGCGCCAGCGCUAUGGCGCUAGCCUGCUGCACACGUAUGCUGGCCCCAGCCUGCUGGUUCUUGGCCCCCGUGGGGCCCCUGCUGUGUACUCUGAGAAGGUGAUGCACAUGUUCAAGGGGUGUCGGCGGGAGGACAUGGCACCCCACAUCUAUGCAGUGGCCCAGACCGCAUACAGGGCGAUGCUGAUGAGCCGUCAGGACCAGUCGAUCAUCCUCCUGGGCAGUAGUGGCAGUGGCAAGACCACCAGCUGCCAGCAUCUGGUGCAGUACCUGGCUACCAUUGCGGGCAUCAGCGGGAACAAGGUGUUUUCUGUGGAGAAGUGGCAGGCUCUGUACACCCUCCUGGAAGCCUUUGGGAACAGCCCCACCAUCAUGAAUGGCAAUGCCACCCGCUUCUCCCAGAUCCUCUCCCUGGACUUUGACCAAGCUGGCCAGGUGGCCUCAGCCUCCAUUCAGACAAUGCUUCUGGAGAAGCUGCGCGUGGCUCGGCGCCCAGCCAGUGAAGCCACAUUCAACGUCUUCUACUACCUGCUGGCCUGUGGGGAUGGCACCCUCAGGACAGAGCUCCACCUCAACCACUUGGCAGAGAACAAUGUGUUUGGGAUUGUGCCACUGGCCAAGCCUGAGGAAAAGCAGAAGGCAGCUCAGCAGUUUAGUAAGCUGCAGGCGGCCAUGAAGGUGCUGGGCAUCUCCCCUGAUGAACAGAAGGCCUGCUGGCUCAUUCUAGCUGCCAUCUACCACCUGGGGGCUGCAGGAGCCACCAAAGAAGCUGCUGAAGCUGGGCGCAAGCAGUUUGCCCGCCAUGAGUGGGCCCAGAAGGCUGCGUACCUACUGGGCUGCAGCCUGGAGGAGCUGUCCUCAGCCAUCUUCAAGCACCAGCACAAGGGUGGCACUCUGCAGCGCUCCACCUCCUUCCGCCAGGGCCCCGAGGAGAGUGGCCUGGGAGAUGGAACAGGCCCGAAACUGAGUGCGCUGGAGUGCCUCGAGGGCAUGGCAGCCGGCCUCUACAGCGAGCUCUUCACCCUUCUCGUCUCCCUGGUGAACAGGGCUCUCAAGUCCAGCCAGCACUCGCUCUGCUCCAUGAUGAUUGUCGACACCCCGGGCUUCCAGAACCCUGAGCAGGGUGGGUCAGCCCGCGGAGCCUCCUUUGAGGAGCUGUGCCACAAUUACACCCAGGACCGGCUGCAGAGGCUCUUCCACGAGCGCACCUUCGUGCAGGAGUUGGAAAGAUACAAGGAGGAGAACAUUGAGCUGGCGUUUGACGACUUGGAGCCCCCCACAGAUGACUCUGUGGCUGCUGUGGACCAGGCCUCCCAUCAGUCCCUGGUCCGCUCGCUGGCCCGCACAGACGAGGCGAGGGGCCUGCUCUGGCUAUUAGAGGAGGAGGCUCUGGUGCCAGGGGCCAGUGAGGACGCCCUCCUGGAGCGCCUUUUCUCCUAUUAUGGCCCCCAGGAAGGUGACAAAAAAGGCCAAAGCCCCCUUCUGCACAGCAGCAAACCACACCACUUUCUCCUGGGCCACAGCCAUGGCACCAACUGGGUAGAGUACAACGUGACUGGCUGGCUGAACUACACCAAGCAGAACCCAGCCACCCAGAAUGCCCCCCGGCUCCUGCAGGACUCCCAGAAAAAAAUCAUCAGCAACCUGUUUGUGGGCCGCGCAGGCAGUGCCACAGUGCUCUCUGGCUCCAUCGCGGGCCUGGAGGGCGGCUCACAGCUGGCACUGCGCCGGGUCACCAGCAUGCGGAAGAGCUUUGCCACAGGCAUGGCGGCUGUCAAAAAGAAGUCACUGUGCAUCCAGAUGAAGCUGCAGGUGGACGCCCUCAUCGACACCAUCAAGAAGUCAAAGCUGCAUUUUGUGCACUGCUUCCUGCCUGUGGCUGAGGGCUGGGCUGGGGAGCCCCGUUCCGCCUCCUCCCGCCGAGUCAGCAGCAGCAGUGAGCUGGACCUGCCCUCGGGAGACCACUGCGAGGCUGGGCUCCUGCAGCUCGACGUGCCCCUGCUCCGCACCCAGCUCCGCGGCUCCCGCCUGCUCGAUGCCAUGCGCAUGUACCGCCAAGGUUACCCUGACCACAUGGUGUUUUCCGAGUUCCGCCGCCGCUUUGACGUCCUGGCCCCGCACCUGACCAAGAAACACGGGCGUAACUACAUCGUGGUGGAUGAAAGGCGGGCAGUGGAGGAGCUGCUGGAGUGCUUGGAUCUGGAGAAGAGCAGCUGCUGCAUGGGCCUCAGCCGGGUGUUCUUCCGGGCGGGCACCUUGGCACGGCUGGAGGAGCAGCGGGAUGAACAAACCAGCAGGAACCUAACCCUGUUCCAAGCAGCCUGCAGGGGCUACCUGGCCCGCCAGUACUUCAAGAAGAGAAAGAUCCAGGACCUGGCCAUUCGCUGUGUACAGAAGAACAUCAAGAAGAAUAAAGGGGUGAAGGACUGGCCCUGGUGGAAACUCUUUACCACAGUGAGGCCCCUCAUUGAAGUACAGCUGUCAGAGGAGCAGAUCCGGAACAAAGACGAGGAGAUCCAGCAGCUGCGGAGCAAGCUUGAGAAGGUGGAGAAGGAGAGGAACGAGCUGCGGCUCAACAAUGACCGGCUGGAGAGCCGGAUCUCAGAGCUGACAUCGGAGCUGACAGAUGAGCGUAACACAGGAGAGUCCGCCUCCCAGCUGCUGGACGCGGAGACCGCAGAGAGGCUCCGGGCUGAGAAGGAGAUGAAGGAACUGCAGACCCAGUACGAUGCACUGAAGAAGCAGAUGGAGGUUAUGGAAAUGGAGGUGAUGGAGGCCCGUCUCAUCCGGGCAGCGGAGAUCAACGGGGAAGUGGAUGAUGAUGAUGCAGGUGGCGAGUGGCGGCUGAAGUAUGAGCGGGCUGUGCGGGAGGUGGACUUCACCAAGAAACGGCUCCAGCAGGAGUUUGAAGACAAGCUGGAGGUGGAGCAGCAGAACAAGAGGCAGCUGGAGCGGCGGCUUGGGGACCUGCAGGCAGAUAGUGAGGAGAGUCAGCGGGCUCUGCAGCAGCUCAAGAAGAAGUGCCAGCGGCUGACGGCUGAGCUGCAGGACACCAAGCUGCACCUGGAGGGCCAGCAGGUCCGCAACCACGAACUGGAGAAGAAGCAGAGGAGGUUCGACAGUGAGCUCUCGCAGGCGCACGAAGAGGCCCAGCGGGAGAAGCUGCAGCGGGAGAAGCUGCAGCGGGAGAAGGACAUGCUCCUCGCUGAGGCUUUCAGCCUGAAGCAGCAACUAGAGGAAAAAGACAUGGACAUUGCAGGGUUCACCCAGAAGGUCGUCUCUCUAGAGGCGGAGCUCCAGGACAUUUCUUCCCAAGAGUCCAAGGAUGAGGCUUCUCUGGCCAAGGUCAAGAAACAGCUCCGGGACCUGGAGGCCAAAGUCAAGGAUCAGGAAGAAGAGCUGGAUGAGCAGGCAGGGACUAUCCAGAUGCUGGAGCAGGCCAAGCUGCGUCUGGAGAUGGAGAUGGAGCGGAUGAGACAGACCCAUUCUAAGGAGAUGGAGAGUCGGGAUGAGGAGGUGGAGGAGGCCCGGCAGUCGUGUCAGAAGAAGUUAAAACAGAUGGAGGUGCAGCUGGAGGAAGAGUAUGAGGACAAGCAGAAGGUGCUGCGAGAAAAGCGGGAGCUGGAGGGCAAGCUUGCCACCCUCAGCGACCAGGUGAACCGGCGGGACUUUGAGUCAGAGAAGCGGCUGCGGAAGGACCUGAAGCGCACCAAGGCCCUGCUGGCAGAUGCCCAGCUCAUGCUGGACCACCUGAAGAACAGCGCUCCCAGCAAGCGAGAGAUCGCGCAGCUCAAAAACCAGCUGGAGGAGUCAGAGUUCACCUGUGCGGCAGCCGUGAAAGCACGGAAAGCAAUGGAGGUGGAGAUCGAAGACCUGCACCUGCAGAUUGAUGACAUCGCCAAAGCCAAGACAGCGCUGGAGGAGCAGCUGAGCCGCCUUCAGCGUGAGAAGAAUGAGAUCCAGAACCGGCUGGAGGAGGAUCAGGAAGACAUGAACGAAUUGAUGAAGAAGCACAAGGCUGCUGUGGCUCAGGCUUCCCGGGACCUGGCUCAGAUAAAUGAUCUCCAAGCUCAGCUAGAAGAAGCCAACAAAGAGAAGCAGGAGCUGCAGGAAAAGCUACAAGCCCUCCAGAGCCAGGUGGAGUUCCUGGAGCAGUCCAUGGUGGACAAGUCCCUGGUGAGCAGGCAGGAAGCUAAGAUACGGGAGCUGGAGACACGCCUGGAGUUUGAAAGGACGCAAGUGAAACGGCUGGAGAGCCUGGCUGGCCGUCUCAAGGAAAACAUGGAGAAGCUGACUGAGGAGCGGGAUCAGCGCAUCGCAGCCGAGAACCGGGAGAAGGAACACAACAAGCGGCUACAGAGGCAGCUCCGGGACACCAAGGAAGAGAUGGGCGAGCUCGCCAGGAAGGAGGCUGAGGCGAGCCGCAAGAAGCACGAACUGGAGAUGGAUCUAGAAAGCCUGGAGGCUGCUAACCAGAGCCUGCAGGCUGACCUAAAGCUGGCAUUCAAGCGCAUCGGGGACCUGCAGGCUGCCAUUGAGGAUGAGAUGGAGAGUGAUGAGAAUGAGGACCUCAUCAACAGUUUACAGGACAUGGUGACAAAGUAUCAGAAAAGAAAGAAUAAACAUGAGGGAGACUCGGAUGUGGACUCGGAGCUGGAGGACCGUGUCGACGGGGUCAAGUCCUGGUUGUCAAAAAACAAGGGACCUUCCAAGGCAGCUUCUGAUGAUGGCAGCUUAAAGAGUUCCAGCCUCUCUAAGGAGGCCCCGGGGGUGGAGGAGAGGCCGUCCUCCGUGGUGAGCUCCCUAAGCUAUCGGAAGCGGCUCACCCUGAAGGACUCCAUCGGGGGCACCGGGGACGCGGAUUCGCUCUUCACCUCCCUGAGCGAGCGGGCAGCCUCCCCCGAGAGGCCCCCUAGGAAGGCCCAUGUGGGCCCCAGGGAGGAGCCAGGCCCAGGCAGGAAGUCCGAGGAGCCGGAGGAGUGCGGCUCCAUCCUCUCGGGGACGGGGGGGCGCGCUGGCCGGGGGCCGCAGAAGCGGUGGGACUCCGACUUCAGCCGGGCCUCCACCGUCUCUGCACCGGUCAGCCGGGCCUCCUCGGCCACGCGGCGGGGCUCUGGCGAGGACAGGGCUGGCUCUUCCCUGAGUUUCUCGCUGUCGGGCUCGCCCGGUUCCCGCCGCAGCACCUCCCGGCUCGACAGCCUCUCCAGGACGCUCAGCCCUUCCCUGAGCCGGGCCUCUGGCCGAGGCCGGGAGAGCCCUGAUUCUCGCCUGUUCCUGGGCCGGAGCUGCAUAGAGGAGUGGGAUGAUGGAGCCAGUGUGGCCCUGAGCGAGGCCUGCUCGCAGUACAGCCACCCGUCGCUGGCCCGCAGUCUGUCGGUGCCACCCCGGCCACGCAGCUCUGCCUUGGCCGUGGAUGAGCCUCCCACCUCCAGCGUCCGCUCCGUCAGCCGUCACUCCUACCUGGACCCAGACCUGGAGGCUGCCAUCAACGAGGUCUUGAGCUACAAGCCUGUUCCAUUCCAGCGGAGCAGCCUGGAGCCCGACUCCGAGGAGGAUGACAGGAAGAGCAUCCAAAGUGCCCGCAGCGCCCAACUGGACCCCCCGGAGCGAGCUGCUAGCAUCCGCCGCUCCGCCUCUGCUGCUGAUGUGUCCCGGUCCCGCAGCGGCCGGAAGAGCCGGAGCCGGCGAAGGAGCAGAAGGAGCAGCUCCAGCUCCAGCUCCAGCUCUGAAGCUUCCUCGGAGCACAAGAGGCGGAAGAAGGGGCGCUCUCGGAAGAGCAAGAAGUCCAAGUCAAGAAGAAAGAGAACGGAGACGGAGUCUGAGUCCUCCUCGUCGUCAUCCAGCGGCUCGACCGUCUCCAGCCACAGCCGCUCCAGUGUGAAGAAGGGCCCAGCUGCAGAAAGUGAAGAAACUGGGCAGACGCACCGGCCGUCGAGGAAGGAGGAAAAGAAGCGCAAGAAAGAGGUGGACAGCCUGAUGAUGCGGUACCUGUACCGGCCGGAGAGCGACUAGCGCAGUAGGUGGCACCUGGCCUGGGUUCAGCAUGGCGUGUCGCACCCGGUGUGAACUAACGUGCUCCCUGUCCCUCAGGCCGCCACCUUAGGGCCCACCCGCACUCCUCUUGGGCAUGCCUGGGCUCGGAGAGCCUCCUGGCUGCCUUGAUGAGCAGGGGCCAGCCAAGCUGGUCAGUCAUCCUGAGCCCUGAGCCCUGUCAGCUGAACUCGCUGGUGAUGUCAUAGCUCCCACUUACAAGUCCUGACCCUGAACCAGGGACUGUCCUUCAUACCUUCCACACUUUGGUCACUUAUCCCUCACGGUAACUCCAUAACAAAAGUCUGAUUAGCUCUGUUUCAUAGAAGAUGAAGCUGAGGCUUGGAGAGGUUAAGUCACUUGCCAUGUGGUCACGCACAGCUGAGAAGGGUUGUUGCCAGGGUCUGAAUGGGGUCUGCCCAACUCCAGCACUCUUGCCCUUACCCACUCCUCCACGCAGCCAGUGCAGAGCACUUCAGCAACAUGUUUGCUGUGUGUGCCCAGCAGCACCCAUUCAGGAGCUUUCGUUCAUGGCCCCCAACAGGCUGGGGCCAGGAAAGGUCCCAAGCUGAUACCCCAGCUGUGGUUGGUGCACAUCAGUGACCCUAAGCUAUUAUUGGGCCUUUUGCUUAGCUCUCCCUCCCCUACCCCGCCCCCACAAAGCUACCUUCCUCUCUGGCAUAGAUCUCAAGCCUAGGAGUACAAGGCUCCCAGGGCUACAGCCCACACGGCGCCACACCCUACAGCAGACCCAGGAGAUGCCUGACUCGCUCCCCAGCCCUCCCACCAAAGGCCCACACAUGGGCAUCACCUCGGUUCUACUCAUCUUGUAAAGUUCUAAUGAAUAGAAAUUAGCAGCUACUGAGUGACAGCCUCUUCCUGGCUCUCCUGCCUCCCCCAGCUCUUCUCCCUGUGGGGAGGGAGAUCUAGCAGUUAGGCCCUUUAUGCCCACACCCCCACCAUGGAAGAAGGGCAGAGCCUGACUCAUUGGAAUCCCAUUGUUGCCAGUUUCCCUGGUGGGCGGUGACAUUUUAGAUCACCCUGCUUAUGUGAAGCUGUUUUUGUCAUGCUGCCCUCCCAGGGCAAGCUUGCUGCUUCCCAGGAGGUAUGUCCCCUGAGUGCAGCCCCCUGGGGCACAGACAUUUGUCUCCCAGAUGCAUGAACUAACACACCUGUCGCAUGCUUGUGCUGUGGAGUGGCUGGACACCUAGGCUGACUUUGAAUGGAUUAUACCAAACGGACUGAUGUAAGACCUUUUAAGGAAUGGAGCAAGUGGAAUGGCUCAGCCCUGCUCUGUCACUCCCCCCAUGCAGCAGAUGGUUACUGGGUGCUCUGGGAGGAACAGGAAGCAUCUCUGUUGUACUAAGGAACCAGUGUUGGCUCCACAGUAAGACAAGAGUCAGCCGAGCGUGGUUAUUCACACCUGUAAUCCCAGCACUUUGGGAGGCUGAGGCAGAUGGAUCACUUGAGGUCAGGAGUUGAGACCAGCCUGGCCAAGAUGGUGAAACCCCGUCUCUACUAAAAAUACAAAAA
Symphalangus syndactylus (siamang) is the source of this 10740-nucleotide messenger RNA. It is a transcript of the gene MYO18A, whose product is annotated as myosin XVIIIA. Gene Ontology annotation, molecular function: DNA binding; ATP binding; ATP-dependent activity, acting on DNA. Gene Ontology annotation, biological process: DNA metabolic process; actomyosin structure organization. NCBI's taxonomy places the organism in Eukaryota, Metazoa, Chordata, Mammalia, Primates, Hylobatidae. Gene Ontology annotation, cellular component: myosin filament; cytoplasm; myosin II complex. The record is from RefSeq and is a predicted model, not a curated record.